Sinocyclocheilus grahami is the source of this 1378-nucleotide messenger RNA. Its product is annotated as interferon-induced protein 44-like. The transcript is spliced from 7 exons. NCBI's taxonomy places the organism in Eukaryota, Metazoa, Chordata, Actinopteri, Cypriniformes, Cyprinidae. The record is from RefSeq and is a predicted model, not a curated record. Gene Ontology annotation, molecular function: GTP binding. The coding region runs from base 1 to 1011 and encodes 336 amino acids. Gene Ontology annotation, biological process: immune response.
AUGGCUCCUCACACUUCUAAUUCAACAGAUGAGCAAAGAAAGCUGCUCUGUGCCUUACUGGGGAAAGUGAAACGGACUCUUCUCUACAAACCAGUUCAGUCCAUGGAUAUAAUGCUUCUGCCUUCCACCAGCGAUGUAACCUUGUUAACAUAUGAGACGAGUUCAUUCAAUAUUUCUUUCACGGAGAAAGCAGACUGUGAAAGUCGAAGAGACGAGCUCAUGGAAAUGAUCAGGAAUCAUAAACCCCUGGUGACGUCUGUGAGUCGGGUCAGAAUCCUAAUGAUCGGUCCUGUAGGUGCUGGAAAAUCCAGUUUCUUCAACUCCAUCAACUCCAUCUUCAUGAGCCGCAUUACCAGCAAAGCCAUGUCAGGAUCCGCAGGAACUAGUCUCACCACACAGUUUCGCACAUAUCCAGUGAAAGACGGUCGUGAGGGAAAGCCGUUGCCGUUUGUGUUGUGUGACACCAUGGGACUCGAGGAGCAAUCAGGUGCAGGACUGGAUAUUGAGGACAUCAGCAGCAUUCUUCAAGGUCACGUACCAGACCGCUAUAAAUUCAACCCCAUGGCACCGUUUCAACCUGAUGAGCAAAAGGCCUCCAGACCUGCAUCUCUUCAGGAGAAGAUCCACUGUGUGGUGUAUGUGAUAGACUCCACCAGAAUCUCCCUCAUGUCUGACAAACUACAGGAAAAACUUGCUUCCAUACGCAGAAAAGUGAACUCACUGGGCAUUGCUCAGAUCGUCUUGAUGACAAAAGUAGAUGAAGCAUGUCCUCUAGUGGAGAAGGACCUUCAAAGCCUUUAUGUCAGUUCCUACAUCAAGUCAAAGGUGCAGGAGGUGAGCUCUCGGUUGGGUGUGCCGGUGUCUUGUGUGUUACCGGUGAAGAACUACAGUCAGGAGCUGGAGCUGGAGCUCAACUGUGACGUCCUGCUUCUCACCGCUUUACAGCAGAUGCUCAACUUUGCAGACGACUAUCUGGAUGAUGUCUGUUCCAUGGAGGACAAUGUUUUUUAGCAUGCUUAUGAUAGAGCUUUUCCUCAGUUCCUGCUGAGAUGCGGCCAGAUUGUUACAUUGUCUUUGAAUAAGAUAUAGGUGACUUAGCUUCCAUCUCUGCACAAUAAUGUAUCUUAAGCCAGAAAAUUGGUGUAUUACAUGCAUUACAUUUAUUUAUUGUGGCUCGUUUGAUGUAAGAAUUCUGUAGCAUCUGAUUAACUUUACGGUAUAUUACAAAUUAGGACUGUCACACUGUUCUAAAAGAAAUGCAGAGCUUUCCAUGAGAAAAGUCCAUUCUGGAAUUAGUUAUUCCUUACAUUUUAAAGUAAACUAUUAAAAUCAAUUAUGUAUGGCUUGCUCAUUGCAAUUAAAUAUUCUGACACUGUUA